AUGGGAAGGGUUUUCUUGCUGGAGAAAGAAGAACCUGCGUUUACAUGUAGGACGUGUAAUGCCCAAAUUGCAUUAAGUGCUCAUCUCUUGGACAACUUUUACAACUUUUUUGAGUUUCAUCAAGUGUACAAUGUUAUGGUCGGAGAAGACGUGGUUCCUUACGGCAACGAUCUAUACUACGGCUAUGAAGUGUCUUGCGUGAACUGCUGCGCAGUUAUUGGUUGGAGACGAAUUCAAGAUGAACAGGGGACACUCUAUUUCCGAUUUGAGCAUGGUAGGAUUGCUCCACCACCAUCACCACCACAAAAUCCUCCGGACGUUCAACCAUAG
Molecule: messenger RNA, 330 nt
Organism: Eruca vesicaria subsp. sativa (arugula)
Lineage: Eukaryota; Viridiplantae; Streptophyta; Magnoliopsida; Brassicales; Brassicaceae
Source: the annotation of a GenBank genome assembly